Molecule: messenger RNA, 525 nt
Organism: Parasteatoda tepidariorum (common house spider)
Lineage: Eukaryota; Metazoa; Arthropoda; Arachnida; Araneae; Theridiidae
Biological process (GO): sodium ion transmembrane transport
Cellular component (GO): plasma membrane
Molecular function (GO): ligand-gated sodium channel activity
Source: RefSeq, a predicted model, not a curated record
AUGACUAAGCUAACCUUGACAUAUUUCAAGAAGUCAAGUGUUUCCACAGCAACUGAGAAUGGUUUUUUGAGUGGUUGUUGGACUUUGAAUACUGUUUUUGGAAGACCAAAUGCAAAGCCAAGUGUAGUGACUUCGAGUGGGACAAUAAUUCUCAAUAUAUCAAUUGAUGAAAGUGAAUAUAUGUCUCUUUUUCAUCCUCCUGAAGGGUUAAUAUCUUUCCACAAUCCGUACCAAAUUGUCAAUCCUCACAUUGCAGGCUUCACUUUAUCUACUGAAAAUCAACGACAUACUUUUCAUUUAAAGAAGGUGGUGAAGAAACUUCUUCCAUAUCCAUAUGACACAAAUUGCAUUGAUUACAUGUCCAGAUGGAAAGAAAGAGGAGGAAAGGGACCAAUGAAUAAUGUAGAAUGCUAUAUCGAAUGCCAAUUAAAUAUUAGCCUAAAAGAAAUUGGUUGCCUUCAUAAUAGGAUAAAACGAUAUUCAAUGGAAAGCACCAUGUGUCCUUUUGUCGACUAUAGUACGUAA